Molecule: messenger RNA, 2877 nt
Organism: Symbiodinium natans
Lineage: Eukaryota; Dinophyceae; Suessiales; Symbiodiniaceae
Source: the annotation of a GenBank genome assembly
AUGGACAAAGCACUCCAGUUUCACCCCCGAGGUGGGGGGAGUACCACCCAACAAGCACUGAAUAUGCUCACCUGGAACGUGGGAGGAGCCGGGGCCAACAAAGUUCUCGACAUCCUCCUCACGCUCAGUCGGGGGGGCGGCCCACAUGCAAACCUUGCCACAGUGAACGUGGUGACCCUCCAAGAGGUGAUCUGCGAGCCUGGCAUUCACAUUGAGAGCUCGGAAAAUUGGACUCUCGUCAUGGGGAAGAUGGACACAGAGUGGAGAGGAGAAGGGGUCGCGUAUGACAACCUCAAAUAUUGUCACACACAAGCCGAGAGCCUAGAAGGGGCACUGUCAGUUGUACUUUGGGGGGGAAAAACAGCGCAGCGUGCACCACCUGACGCCCCAACAACCACGGACACACCCACACCACCACCACAACAAACCAACACACCUACCACAACCCCCCCUUGCAGCAACGAGGGGCGCACCAAACCCACCAUGGUGGGGGUCCUAUCAGCACACCUUCCGCACCAUGCCACGAUCCCUCAGACAGAACGUAUCCUCGCGGGAUGGGGAGCGUGCAGAGCCUUGGCGGAGACGCGCGUCAUCCUGGGGGGCGACCUCAACGAGACCUUCCGGGAGUUGGAAAUGGGGGCGGCGGCGUCUACGGGGCGAGGGGAGACGCUACUCCGUUGGAUGGAAGAGCACGAACUACGACUACCUGACCAAGCAAUGGACGAGCCCUCGUACCACCCCUACAACACGGCCAUGCGAGCCCGGCGACUGGACUACAUUGCCACGCGCAGGCUCCCAGCUGGGGACGGGCGCGUAAUGGAGGGGACGAGGGACAUCAUACAGUCGGACCACGACGCAGUCAUGCUGGAGACAAACUUCACGGUGCGGAACAAACCGAAACUCACGGCAACAUGGGGGGCGCGCGUCUUGAAAGAUCUCGACCAAGUUGAAGAAGCGCUACGAGAACAACGCCGAGGGGAUCCUCAUCACAUCAUUGCAGAGGUGGCCAAAGCGAUCACCGUGCCCGCCCCGCAAGGAGGUGAACCGUGGCAGGAAAGUGACCAGUUGAAGCACCUCCGACAUCGAGCCAAGCACGCGGGGGAAACUGAACGGCGAGGCCUAUGGAAACAAGUCUGGAACACGCACAAACGCGAGAGGAAGGCAUGGUUGCAGCGCAAAGUGCAGGCAGCUGCCAACAUGAACUGGGGAGAGCUGCGAGCACUUGGGAAACAACGCCAAAACAAACAAUGGGAGCACCACCUGCUGGGCAGGCCAGGCUGGCAAGAUGAACUACGCGAGCACUUUGAGGGGACAUUUGCCAAAGUUCCCCGAGAACGAGUUCAGAAAGCCUUUGGGGAGCUGCGACGCGCUCUGGAGCAUCGAUGCAAAAGGACCCCCUGGAAGCCCUUCAAGGAAGAGGAACUGGUUGCAGCAAUGGCCACGUGGGGGCGCCGAAAAGCCACCGGCGUCGACGGAACCUCACUGGAAGCACUACGAGCCAUGCAGCAGGAUCGGGUCUGGGGGGAGAGACUCCUCUACCUCUACAACGACGUGCUCUACACCGGCAAGCUCCACGGCAGGAUGGGAGAGGGGGUCACCAUCCUGCUACCCAAAGUGACGCUCCCGACGGAUUGGGGGCAAACAAGACCCAUCACGCUCUCAAGCUCGACACUUAAGUGGCUAUCACAGCUCCUGCUAGGAAGAUGCAGCCACCACUUCGAGCCGCUCACCAAGUUUCAGUGGGCCUGGAAAGGCAAACAAGCCGAGGAGCUCAUCAUGGUCCUUCGCAAAGUUGUUAGAACGGGGGUAGAAUGGAAGCUGCCCACCUGGAUAGCCAAGCUGGAUGUCCGCAAAGCGUUCGACAGCGUACACCAGCAGAAUAUGGGGGCCAUGGUGGCGCACUGGGUCGGCGAGCGGGGGGGACAACCAUGGGAAGCAAGGACGUGGAUGGCCCUGCUAGAGGCGGAGACCGUGCAAGUCGCAAUCGGGGGGGAAAUUGUGGUCGUCCUCCAAACCACAGGAGUGCGUCAAGGGGGACCGGAUUCGCCUGUGCUGUUCUCAGCACUCAUGGGACGAGCCCUCCAGCAAGCACGCUUGCCAGCCACAAGACAGGGGGCCGGCCCCCCGUGCCCAUACAACGAAGGAGCCUUCAUGGAUGACACCUACGUCUGGGACCAUGACGCCGAGAACUUCCAAAAACGCCUCACCAGUGUGGAAGAAACGCUGAAGAAAGAUGGCCUGCACAUCCACCCGAAGAAGACGGCCAUCAUCACGAAUGCGGAGCAACCGGGACGUUUCCGCAUUGGAGGGGAGUGGGUUGAACCCCAACCGGAGGAAGGUUCCUUUCACAUUCUCGGCUCGCCAGUGGCGUUCAAGAACCAAGUCACCCUACUGAUAGCGGAAAUGCACACGAGAGCCCGCAAAGCCUUCCACGCCCAUGCCCAGGAGCUCACUGCCCGAACCCCACUUCCACCCAGACUCAAGCUGAUGCUGGUAUACCUCCGCCCUGCAGCACUGUGGGGAUGCAGUGCGUGGCCACCGCACGAAACGUACACCACCACCAGGUCCAGCGAUGGUCCACCCACGCACUGCGUCGCAUAUGGGGGCUAUGGGGACAUGUCGCCAGACAACAUGAGAGCUGCACCAAAGAGAUCCUCCUAUGGCUGGAAGGCUGAACAAGCCAACCCCAGGGGGCUGCGACAUCCGAGUCGCUUCAACCCACACACGGACAUUGAGCGAGCCGUGGCUGCCGUCGGGGGACAAGACUGGGACACUAGAGCUCAAGAUUGUCUCUGGUGGCACUCCCAAACCGAGGAGUUCGUGACGAAGCACGACCCGCCGUGGAGUAGCGGAAAGCAAAAGGCGCUUGGCAACCUC